AUGUCACUGCGUCGUAACCCAACGCAAAAGAUAUGCAUACUUUCCAAGAUUACCCGUCGCAGUUAUUCCUCGCUUCCUAGACCGUACCGCUUUCACGUCGGGGCCAGCUGGGCGGGCAAGCCGCCAGAUCCACAAAUGCGUCGUUUCAAGACAAAGCCCUUCGCACCGGACAGCGACAUUGGCCAGUGGAGAGACCACCUGAUCGCUAAAUAUCACUCACCUGUGGGCAACCAUAUCGGCGAGGAUUUCUUCUACGUACAGGACGGCGUGUCGUUCGGCGUAGCGGAUGGUGUCGGAGGCUGGGUUGACUCCGGAGUGGAUCCUUCACUAUUCUCGCAAGCCUUGAUGUAUCACGCCCAUCGCUAUUCAAAGGCCGCAUGGGCAGGAGAACCAGAAACCGAUCCUAUCCAGGAGGCGGAAGAAAGACAGCAGGUAGAGGGCUGGGAGCUGAGUCCGGCGGAGUGUCUGGAGCUUGCGUAUGGGGGUGUACUGCGUGAACGCGGCGUCAAAGCAGGCUCUAGUACUGCCUGCUUGCUCACACUGAAUGCUGCGUCCGGGGUACUUCGAGCCGCCAACUUAGGUGAUAGCGGCUUCUCUAUAUUCCGCUCAUCGAACGUGGUCCACCAGCAGCGCUCACAGCAGCAUUUCUUCAAUUGUCCAAAACAGCUAUCCAAACUACCACAGGGUACGCCAGGUUUCUCUCGAGCCGUGAUCGACUCUCCUCGUGAGGCCGACACUUUCGAAACCAAGCUGCGAGACGGUGACAUCGUCAUUGCAUACAGUGAUGGUCUUGCGGAUAAUGUCUUCCCCGCGGAGAUGAAUACGAUAUGCACGCUUGUUUCGCGGCAAUAUACCAAUUCUGCUCCGCCGCCGAGUCCACAGCAGGAAGGCGAUACCGAUGAGAAACAAGCAGUACAGGAUGUCUCGGACGAUGAGCUGGUACAAACGAUCGCCGAGCGAUUAGUGGAGUAUGCUAUGGCGUGUAUGAAAAAGAAAAAUCGCGCGAGUCCCUUCGAGCGAGCCGCGGCAAGGGAAGGCAUGUACUUCCGUGGUGGAAAAGAAGACGACGUGACGGUUGUCGUUGCACUUGUCAAGGAGACAUGA
Messenger RNA from Rhodofomes roseus, 1104 nucleotides. RefSeq names its product protein serine/threonine phosphatase 2C. Lineage: Eukaryota; Fungi; Basidiomycota; Agaricomycetes; Polyporales; Fomitopsidaceae. The transcript has 9 exons. The record is from RefSeq and is a predicted model, not a curated record. Bases 1 to 1104 code for a protein of 367 amino acids.